ACAACAGCAACUUGUGUUCUAAGGCCUCUUCCAGCUCUAACAUUCUAUGUUCCAAGGUCCCUUUUUGAUGGACUUCAUAGCUAUUACAUUUUAUGUUCUAAGUGUUUUCCCAGCACCAAUAUUCUCUUUUCUAAGGUAUCUGUCAGCUUCAAAAUUCCAUAUUCUAACAUUGUACCCCCUAAGUUUCCCCUAGCUUUAGCAUUCUUUGCUUUAAGGUUCUUCUUAGAACUGAUAUUCUAUGUUCUAAGGUUCUAGUUCUAGUAUUCUAUGUUCAAAAAAGGCUCUCAAGCUUUAACAGUCUAUAUCCUAAGAACCCUCCCAGCUCUGACAUUCUGUGUUCUAAGGCCCUCCCAGCUCUGACAUUCUAUGUCUUAAGGUCCCUUCCAACUAUAACCUGCUACCUUCUAACCUUCGAUGUACUAAGUCUCUUGGCCUUUGAGCCACGUCACCUCUACGGCCCCAGUUCUGGUAUCUUAUGUUCUAUGACUUCUUCCAUUUCUAACUCAGAAAUUCUUUGUCUUCACACAUUUAUGUGGAGUAGACAUUGACUCUGCCCCAGAGUAACCUAGCUGUAUGCAAACUUACUGUGCCACUAUGGUUUCAGGGGAGUCGCCUGUACUUUAUACCCAGUAGAUGCCAAACCAGACCUUAAUGUGGUCAUAUCUCACAUUCUCAUGGACCUGAGAACACUUUCACUUCUAGUCAGAAAUCCCCCUGAUCACACCCAAGGUCACAGUUCCUCCACCUAUAACAUUUCCUUUCUUAAAAUCUCAACAGAAGCCCCUUUUUAUAGGCAAAGACACUCAAAGGAGAUUAUAGUCCUUGAGACAUCAGUGCAAAGCCAACCGAAACAAAUGUUCUAUGGACCUGCGAAUCCUAACAUGCUUAUUGUGCAAAGCUUGGGAACUAUUCUGCUAGAAGGGAAAGAAAUUUUGCUUUCGUGAAGUAAGAACAAGCAGUCUAUUGCUUCACAUAUCCUGUGGUUAUGUGUGGUCAUGUCAACCCGAUCAUUUUUUUCUGAUUGCUCUAACUGUCCUCCACAGUAACAAUGCUGGCGUGGUCCAACCUGCCAAGCGCCCAGACUCUCUAGGGAGGGGUCUGUUGGGGCCAGUAAAGCUUGGUCCCCCGAUCCCAGAAGCCUUCCUAUCACUCGUCUUGACUCGAAAGUUCCAGUAUUGGAAAACCCCAAAUGGGACCAUGAAGAGUUGGACACAGGUGAAUAAUAAGACAGGGGAGACAAGCCUGGUGCAUCUCUUGAGCUUUGGAGUUCUGAGCUGCAGUGGUCUAUGCCAAUCAAGUGUCCACCCCAAGUUGAGCAUCAAUACGGUGAACGUCUGGUCAGUGAGCUAUGAAUGUACCCAAGGAAGGGCAAACUGAACUGGAUCUUAAAUUAGGUAGAUUAAAGCACCUGUGAUGGUUCAAGAAGUGGUUGAAGAACAUCUAGAAAGGUAAACAAUGAUGUCAAGAGGCAGUCUGGCUUCAUCAGGAACUCCUCAUGCUAGAAGACCCUCAUUCCUUUCUUUGAUCAGAUCACUAAACUGAGGUCUGAGAGACCCCGGCCCACCAUGGAUGCAUGCUGGAACUCUGCCAAUACCUCCCAAGGACACUUGGAUUCUGAAGCGUUGAGGGACUACAUGGUCCUGGAUUUUCCCCAGAAGACGGCCAUCGCCGUGAUCUGUUCCCUCUUGGGCGUCCUGUGUGUCCUGGAGAAUGCCGUCGUGCUCUUCCUGAUCCUGUCCUCCCCAAGGCUCCGCAGGAAACCCUCUUACCUGUUCAUUAGCAGCCUUGCAGGUGCUGACUUCCUGGCCAGCCUGGUUUUUGUCAUCAGCUUUGUAAAAUUCCAUGUCUUCCACCAGGAAGAAUCAAGGAGCGCCUUCCUCCUGAAGCUUGGGGGUGUCACCAUGACCUUCACGGGCUCUGUGGGCAGCCUGCUGCUGACCGCCAUCGACCGCUACCUCUGCCUGUGCCACCCUGCCAAAUACAAGGCCCUGCUCACCCGGGGAAGGGCGCUGGCCACGCUCGCAGGCAUGUGGGCCAUCUCAAUGGUGGUCUCCUACCUGCCGCUCAUGGGGUGGACCUGUUGCCCCAGACCCUGCUCCGAACUCUUUCCCCUAAUUUCCGAUGACUAUCUGCUGAGCUGGAUUGUACUCAUCAUCAUUCUGCUGGUUGCCAUCAUUUACACCUACACCUACGUCCUGUGGAAGGCCUACCGGCACACGUCAAAUUUGGUGGUGUACCAACAGAGGCGGUUAACAGGCAUGUCUCGGAUGCGGCUGGAUGUGAGGUUGGCCAAGACCCUGGGAGUGGUACUGAUGGUGCUGCUUCUCUGCUGGCUGCCUGUGCUGACCCUCAUGGUCUACAGUUUGGCUGCUUCAUUGAAUGAACACAUUAAGAAGGUCUUUGCUUUUUGUUCCAUGCUAUGCCUGAUCAAUUCCAUGGUGAACCCUAUCAUCUAUGCCCAGCGAAGUAGGGAGAUCCGUUCCUCUUCCAGAAAGUGGCUGACCCGUUGGAAAAAUAUGCUCAGAGGCACUGGAGCAGAGGGUGCAGAGGAUACUCAGAAGUCCUCAGUCACAGAGACAGAGGGGGAGACAAAAGUCACCUGAGCCCCUGAUCCUAGCCUCCUUAUUGUCUUGGUUCAUUAAUUCCUAUGUAGGUUUCUGAUAUCAAAGGUAAUAGGCAUCCCCACCUUCUCAAAAGCACCUAUUAUUAACACUAAAAAACCUUUUGUUAGUAUAAAGAUAACAGAGAGGCAAUGUGCUACAGUAGAUAUAGAGGCUUUAAGGCUGGCCUCAGAGUCAGGAAGACUUGGCUCAAAUCUGGCCUCUGACACAUACUGGCUGUGUGACCUUGGGUUAGUCACUUAACAGAGCUCUAGGCAAUUCUGUUAGGCUCUAAGUUUCAGAGAAGGGGCUGAUCUGCAUUGGUAGAGGAAGUUUCCUCUCCUGGAGUUCCAAUGAAAUCACAGAUCCAGUGACUAUACCCCUAACAGUGAAAUACAGUUAUCCUUUCCACAUCACAGGGUUGGGGGCAUGGCGCCCUCAUGAUCUGGAAAAUCCACAUAAAAUCUUUUGGCCCUCCCUUUGUACCAAAGAAGAAGUUUGAAAUAUUGUGGUA
This is a messenger RNA of Phascolarctos cinereus (koala), 3114 nucleotides long. The record is from RefSeq and is a predicted model, not a curated record. NCBI's taxonomy places the organism in Eukaryota, Metazoa, Chordata, Mammalia, Diprotodontia, Phascolarctidae.